Molecule: messenger RNA, 2138 nt
Organism: Danio aesculapii
Lineage: Eukaryota; Metazoa; Chordata; Actinopteri; Cypriniformes; Danionidae
Product: mitochondrial import receptor subunit TOM40 homolog
Exons: 10
Coding region: 71-1105 (344 amino acids)
Biological process (GO): protein import into mitochondrial matrix
Cellular component (GO): mitochondrial outer membrane; mitochondrial outer membrane translocase complex
Molecular function (GO): transmembrane protein transporter activity
Source: RefSeq, a predicted model, not a curated record
CAGUUACGUAGUUACCCCUCACAUCCUACCGGUGCCUCUCAGCCGUAUAACUGGACUGCAUUGCUAAACCAUGGGCAGUGUAUUGGCUGCCAGCUCCCCAAACCCACCACCAGCCUCAGGGGGUGGCAGUGCCCCGGCUGGUGCAGGUUUGGUGACUGUACCUCCAGGUUUUACUAUGCCCCCGGUGUCUGGUGUGCCACCCUCCUCGGGCACUCAGGGGCAGCCUGGGACAGAUGCAGAAUCCUCCCUUCCCAAUCCUGGCACAUUUGAAGAGUGCCAUCGCAAAUGCAAAGAGGUCUUCCCUGUGCAGAUGGAGGGGGUUCGCUUAGUUGUCAACAAGGGCUUGAGUAAUCACUUCCAGGUUAGUCACACAAUUACUCUGAGCACAUUGGGGGACUCGGGGUACAGAUUUGGAUCCACAUAUGUGGGAAGCAAGCAAACAGGACCUGCAGAGUCUUUUCCAGUCAUGGUAGGUGACAUGGACAACACGGGCAGUCUAAACGCGCAGAUCAUACAUCAGCUCACCAACCGAGUUCGCUCUAAAAUUGCCAUACAGACACAGCAACACAAGUUUGUAAACUGGCAGUGUGAUGGAGAGUAUCGUGGCGAUGACUUCACAGCUGCAGUUACCCUUGGCAACCCAGAUGUUCUCGUGGGAUCUGGUAUCCUAGUGGCGCACUACCUCCAGUCGUUGUCUCCCUCCUUGGUAUUGGGUGGUGAGCUGGUUUACCACAAAAGGCCAGGAGAGGAGGGCACCGUCACAUCAUUAGUGGGCAGAUACACAGGUAGUAACUAUGUCGCCACAUUGACGGUUGGAGGAGCUGGAGCACAUGCAUCAUACUACCACAAAGCCAAUGACCAGCUCCAGGUUGGAGUGGAGUUUGAGGCCAGCACACGGAUGCAGGAAACAAGCGUGUCGUUUGGUUAUCAGUUGGAUGUACCCAAAGCAAAUCUGCUUUUUAAAGGUUCUUUGGACAGCAACUGGGUGGUGGGAGCGACGCUGGAAAAGAAGCUGUUACCCCUUCCUCUAUCAUUAGCUCUCGGCGCCUUUCUUAACCACCGCAAGAACAAGUUUCAGUGUGGCUUCGGCGUCACCAUUGGAUAAAAUGGCCAUGGCCAUUACAGAUUCUCAACAGAUACAACCCUCCGCCAUGCUUGGACUGGUGCAGAGAGACACGGGGACAUGGACCAACACCGAAACAGACUCAGAGACUCCCAGUAUUAGCGCGUUAAACCUUCACAAAGGUGGACCAGGACAAAGAGCUCACAGGACUGUCCAACAGAGCUCUCUUCAAUCUAAACGUUCAGACAGUCACAUAAGGUUUGAUUUUAAAUAGCAUGCGAAAGACGUAUGUCUGAUAUGUGCAACAUUAAAGGUGUUUUGGAAGAAAGUAGUAUCUGUAAUCACACUGAUUCGGUUGAAAACAGUUAGCUAAUGUGGUGAUGCCUUUUGUUUUCUUUAAGGGCAAGUGAUUUUUUUGGAUCUGUAAACAAACCAUUUGUUUUGGUCUAUAUAAAUGUGGUCAGGUAGUUUGUGUGUGUGUUUUUUAUGUUUUUCAUUUGAAGAUUGAAAUGAUUUAAUUUUCAGUAAUUCACUCGUCAAACUGCUGUUUGUCAAAAAUGUUGAAAAUCCAAUGCAUGGGAAGCUCUGGGUUUGAGUGAUGGGUUGUUUAAGUCCCUUUGUCUCAUGAUUAUAACUAGUCACACAGAAGCGUCUGAGACUUCAGACUAUGGGCUCGUUUUCCUGUAUUUGUCUUUUCGGGUCUUAGGCCCAGAUUUGGGUGCUGGCUUCAUAAUGACCGGGCCUAACCAAUCAGGCUGUCCUUUUUAUGUGUCUCGACAUGAAAUGCGUCACUCUGAAUUUUCCACAUGGAAGAAUUUCCAAAGUUUGUAUUUUAAUUAGUUGUACACCGUUAAAAGGUUCUUAGGAGGGCAGUCGAAGAGGGUGGAUGCAGAUAUACUGUAAUAAACCUGUACAAUUUAAGCUGGUUUUAAUGCCCAGAGGAGUUUUUUCAUGUCUCAUGCUGAUUUCAUGUCGUUGUGACAUGGUGGAGUACUAUAAAACAGGCUUUUGGCCUGAUUCUAAUGGAUUAUUUUACAGUGCAAUUAUGUUGAAUAAACAUUCGAUUGUGAAUUGA